AUGAAAUUCAGCAUCCUCGCCGCUUUCACCGCCAUGGUCGGUAGCACUGCCGCCGCCAACCAGGCCGUUGUCAUCAACAACUGUCCCACCACCAUCUACGUCCAAUCUUGGCCUUACAACGGAGGUUCCCCAGGACCUCUGGUUGCUCUCCACCCUGGCAAGAAGUUUGCUGAGAACAUGCGAUAUUCUGGCUCGACCGUCAAGAUCGCCACCACCAGGUCUCUCUCAAAGCCUCUGUUCUUCGGAUACUCUUCUAGCUCCAGCCCCAACUAUGUCUACUAUGAAUUCAGCACCCAAUUUGGCAACCCCUUCGCCAACAAGCACAACACUCUGAGCCCCAGCAGGAGCUGCAAGAAGUUUGACUGCCGUCCUGGACAGGCUGGCUGCUACAGCACUCCUGGUAUGAAGAAGGUCUUUGGAUGCCCUAGCCCUACUACUGUGACUGCUACUAUCUGCGCCAAGUAG
Messenger RNA from Fusarium coffeatum, 465 nucleotides. RefSeq lists its product as uncharacterized. Bases 1 to 465 code for a protein of 154 amino acids. The record is from RefSeq and is a predicted model, not a curated record. Lineage: Eukaryota; Fungi; Ascomycota; Sordariomycetes; Hypocreales; Nectriaceae. The transcript has 3 exons.